GAACGAAAUUGAAAAUGUAGUGCGUUUCUUGAAGAUAAACUAUUAUACAUAUCACAGUAGAAGGGACCAAUACGUAUUAUAUUUUGGCAUGCAUACAUAUUUUAAGUUUUGAAGUUUCUGUAGUUAAACUGGUGAUUUCAAAAUUAGUAUGUAAUGAAAUGUUUAAUGACCGACAAAUGUGGUUUCCCUCCCAUAUUACGUAUGUUCGAACUUACUUUGGUUUAUUCAUUUAAAAUGUAAAGUAUAAGAAUAUGAAUCGGAAAUGUAGUAUGUUACAUUUCCACUUAAUUAGUAGUAAACGUUCUUUCAUACUAUUAAGUUCCUGGUUCCCUGUAUUUGUUGAUAUUGCAUGUUUUCAAGUAAAGGCCUACAACACAAAAAUAACAAUGGAUCCUUACGCGGCAGCCAUUUUGCUGUAAAUUUCUGACAAUUGUUCUGAGUUCUAUCAGAUUAUGUGAAUAACUUUAGCUCAAGUUCUUGGACUAAUGAAAAAUAAUAUUUCGUGUAACAAUUGUGUAUGUUUCAAGAGCAUUAGCCUAAAUGAAAACAAAAUCGUAAUACUGAGCACUGACCCUAGACAUCUGGAUUUAUUUUUCGGUCUAAAGGCCAGCAGUCCUCAAGUGUUCGUGAUUCGUCUCAGUCUUUCAAAUCAGUUGCUGGAAUGUGAUCUUCACAUAGGCCAUGACCACUUUCUUCCAUAUCCUGAAAACAUAAACAUUGCAUUUAAGUAUGAUUAUGAAGGAAUUGUUAAAUAAGGUAUGGAUACAAAUGCAUUUAUAUGUCCAUUCAACUAUAGCAGUAUUAGUAUGUGCAUUAAAAAUGGGAGAGUUGAUGUAAAUAUAUGAUCAGUAACAAUGGUGACUGAGGUAGUAAGCAGUUUGAGAGCUGUUCUGUUGGUUGUGCGCGGCUUGAUUGCAGGGAGACCACGUCAGCAGAUAAAUGAUGCUACAAAAUGAAACAGAAAUGUACAAUUUGGGCCUGGGAGGAAAUGCAAGGUAUUGUAACGGUCACAUGCAGGUGGCUGCUAGCAUGGCAACAAAGAAGGAGUGCAAGAGCAAGAAGGCAAAAAUGGUACCGAGCAAGGAUGACCUCCCAUCGCCCACUUCUCCUUCACUGGACGGUCGCCUCAAGUUUUCAGACAGACUGAAAGCUCUCCUGAAGUCUGGAGCCUCUGGUGCCGGUACAGGCGCAUUCAACGUGGCAGCGUCGGUCAAGGACGAAUCUGUUGAUCAGCCAGAUGAUCCUUAUGCAUUCAGUGAACCUGAGCCCCAAGUUCUUCAUCUAUAUCAAAAUCCAAACCCAAAUCAUACUUACUCACGUCGCUGUGUUACAUUAACGUCUAAGGUGCAACAACCUUCAGCCUCUCCAAAAUCUAGUAGUGGCAAUGCAGUUAAAGUCAUGUCACCAUCUACAUCAAAUAGCAGUGAUGGAAAUAUUGGAAGAUUAUAUCCGGCGCUGUCAGCAUCUCUUGGACAGUUAUUUUCGUCAAAUUCUUUGGGGUUGGACCCAUCUGUGACUCCUCAGAUACAGCCAAAGAACAUUGUUAGUGCUGGUGAAAAGGUGUUGGAUGAUGAGAGUUCUAAGACAAUGAAUAGAUUACAAGCUAAGAUAGCUAGGAACAAAGUUAUAGGCAAACAUAGGAAAGUUAGGACAUCAGGUCGAAGCUCUGACAUGUCUCCUCACGGCACCUCAUUGGCCGCCUCUACUGCUACCAGUACAGGCAAGAACAUUUCCGGUGCUCGGGGCUUAUGGCCACCUCAGCGUGAGAGGAGUUUGCUAGAAGAACAAUUGCUGGGACUCAAACCAGAGGUGUUACUGAAGAAAGAGUCGGAAAGUCCUCCCUUAUCAUCUCGACACGCGAUUACCUACAGACCUCAGAUGUUGAAUCAUUCGUCCCACGCGGUGAUGGCCACCAUUCCUAGCAAGAGAAGGAGAUGCAAAGUCAUUUCGAGGCAGAAUGAAGUGCCAAGACAUGAAGCAUUGCAGCGGAUACAGUCGGUACAGAAGGCACUGAGGGAGUACAGGCAGGAUCUGUAUCCAUUAGGUGUGGAGGUGUCCGACAGUGAGGAGAGUGACUUAGAGGAAGCGCCUGUCCACCAGAGGCACUGGUUCUCUGCAUUCCUGGAGUCUGGGUUAGCAUGUGAGCGUGAAAGUCGUCUGGGGCAGAUUAGAGCAGAACUGCGCAGGAGGGUGAACCAGACUUGGAGGGGCAUGCCUACACCCCAGUUAGGCCCUUACGGGAGAAAUCAACAUUCGAAUGUGCUGGUGGAAGCUCUCUUGGAUUCGGCGCGGAUGCAUCCUAGUCAGGCGGCUCUCUUCGUGCAGUUGUCGCAGCACGGGCAGAGCUGUCAUAGUCAUAUGAGGCACAACAGAUCCAAGUUGACGAUGUUGGUGAAACGAACGUGCAGCUACAGGAAAGGCGAAAUUGAUGCAUGCUCCAGCCUAGCACUUCCGUGCACACAGCACUGUGUCAGGCACAUCAUGUAUAAUGUGGAUCAACUCCUGUUUGAACAUUGUACGGCCAAGUUCUCGGACAACACGCAGUGCUGCGUGCCAGUGUUUGACAUCUGUCAUGAGCUGCCUCUCUGCAUGGAGCAUGCCAGGAAACGGGGCUUGUUCCAGGACAACUAUGACAAGAUGUGUGCAGAAAUAAAACCAAAGAAAGUGCGUAAGAAGGCCAAACCAUCGGCCAUGACUCGGCCCAGUAAGCGAGGGAAGAAGAAGCGUAGGGUACAUCGCCCAUCAGAGCCUCCCUCUUCUGGCUCAUUGGAUGUACAGGUUGAUCAAGAGGAACCUUGUGAAAUGAGUGUGGAAGCAUCAUCUCCGGCAGAAAGUGUGGAACCUUACGUGAAGGACGAGGCAGUGGAUAAUUUAAUUAUGGCUCAGGAACCUGUGAAAGAGGAACACCAAAGUCUGGAUCAUCACCACCACAACCACCAUCAGCAGCAGCAGCAGCAGGUAGAAGUGGAGGUCGAGGAAGUGCUUGCCAUGGCUGAGGAGCUGCCGUUGGACACGGCGGAGCUGGCUAACCAAGCAUCCAGACUCCUGGAGGAGCAUGACCUCACUAAUGUUCUUAACCAGAUUCCAGCUGAUGCUUUUAAUGACCUUUUCACAGAAGAUAAGAACGGACAGUACGAGCCUACGCGCGAGGAAACAGAGGAGUUAGAGCGGGCCCUGGAGGCUGUCGACAAGGAUGUCAAAUCUUUAGAGAAACUGUCGCAGACUCAAGGCUUGCUUGUGGACACUCUGAUGGAUGAGCACGCUCUGGUACAGACAUUAGCGCAACUUCCUACUGAUGUGCCGAGUGUGAUACCAGCUGUACCAGGUAUUGUACCAGUGUUUGCCACGUACCACCAUCACCACCAUAAUGGUUAUGUGGUAAACUCCCCACAUGCUGGUGCCAUCAUGGCUCCCAUAACUCAUCCUGUAGUAGAGACCCCCGGUAUGGCCCCUACCAUAUCUAUACAGACCCAGACUGAUAUGCCGUCAUAGCCCAUUUUGCCUCUCCCCACAAAAUAGAUCUGGUGUAAGGGAUCUUGUUGUUGGUAAGGCCACACUUACGUUGUUAGCGUAACCAUAAUGCAUGGGCAUAAGACUUGAGUCACAGUCUGACUUCAGAUUGUGUUUUAGAGGGCCUGAACACCUGCCAGGAUCAAAUUGUAAGUCAGAUUCUGCGUGAAAUGUGGUUGUCUGAAUCUUAGACUGUGUUUGACCAUUGACCAAUGUGCAGUCAUUUUAACAAAUAACGUGUAUAAAUUUCCGCUUAUGUUUUUUAAUUAUUAGAUUUUUGGAAAUUGGACUGGAACUUGAUUUUCUGAAUGUUAGACUGAUGACGAUUAUUUGAACUACUGUACGCUUAUGUAUGAUCUGAAGCUUUCGUUAAACCGCCUGACACGGCUGGUAGUCCGAGAGGAAUUCAUUAUACUGUUCGCUUAAACAAAAACUUGUGUCAUAGGCGGCCAGUGGGCAAGUGAUGAUGUGCACAUGCACCCCCCCCUUUUCCAAUUUUUUAGUGGACAAAGAUAUUUCUUACAUGUCUUUGUUGCUUUCUGCUGCUCUUUUGUUUGUAGUAUUAUUCAUUUAUGUAUUUUGUCAUUACUGACUAUUUUAUAACUUCCAAUGUUGUGAAAUAUUACCAGUAAAGUUUAUAUCAAAUUAGAACAAGCACUACAUUUUUAGUGCAUCACGUUACUUCCCAGGCUGCAUACGUCACAGGGACACGCUUAACUCUCGUGUACAGUGUAGUCAUUUGAACGCGACGUGCCGUCAGCUCCAUUUUUAAUCGUUAAGAGUUUAAUAUAAUUCUGAAAUGUUGGACCUAAUCUGACGGGUCCUGAAAGAGUUCACACCAGCAGUCUUGCAUUUGCCUGUCUUCUCUGUUACUCACAAGGCAUUCUUUUGAUGUAAAUGUCUCCUGCCAAACGGUUUUGACAUUUCAGCCGUGAGAACAGUUUAAUGUGUCACCUUCAUGCACAAUACAUGUACCAGUGGUUUGUGUCUUAUGCUGUGUCUUAUGGAUAAGCCAUAAUUGUGAAUAAGGCCUUACUUACUCUUAUGUUGGAGGUCCAGAAGUAUUAUUGUAAACGUAAAGCCAGUGUAUGUGUUUGUGCGUGUGUGUCAAAUGAACAGCUGCCAGGCUGUCGCAUUGAGACGGUUUUACUUAAUUUGGUAUGUGUUAGGAAACAAUUUCCCAACUGAGAGCUUCAAGACUGUCUUGGUUCCUGUGACUAACCUGUGGACGAGGAAAAACGCACGUUUUAUAGUAAGAAGCAAGUGAAAGUAGUUUGGAGAUCUUGGGACUUCUCACAGUUAAGAAGAGAUAGGCUUUAUUUUGUGAUUUUACCAAAGGAAUAAUUUGAUUUUGUUGUGUUGCGUCCCUGAACCAUCUCAUUGUGAUGACUACCUGCUCCUCUUCAUGUUUUGUCUUUCUUUUUACAAGAUGCUUUCAAAGCAGAGUUUGGAACCACAUUUCAAAUGGCUGUACGUAUUAUCAAUAUCUGAGUGGUGCAUACUGUUAACUGUUUUCAGUUAAAUAUUUAUCAUUGUAGGCAGAAAUUUAUUUUGUCGUACGACUCGCUUUUGGUCAUGCUUGCCAGGUACUGACGUGCAGGUGCAUUAAUCUCACAGUGCAAGACUUUUUCUUGUUAAAUUCUGUUAUAUUGUUAUGAGCCUUUUUGCAUGUAACAAGGCUGAUCUGUGUUGUUUUAAUUUCAGUGUUCUUUUCAAUUCUGAAUCCUUUGUCAUUAUUGAUGUUUGUUUAUUGUGCUUGGGAAUUUGUUGUUGAUGCAUCUGAUCAACGGGGAUAUAACAGUUUGUGGAUGCUCGUUAUAUGUGAGGAAAUAUUCACCACAACAUUAAAAAUUAAAAUUGUGGGUCUUAAUGAGGUAUAUUUUUAUACACUUUGUACUCGAUACAAAAUUGAAUAGAAAUCCUUCAAGUGGUACAGGCGAUGAAGCAUGAAGGUGGGUGGAUGUGGACUCCAGGUUGUGUUGUACAAACUGACAGGAGAUUGCAUUUUUUUAUGUGGGUGUAACAAGUAAUGCUCUUUUACUGCAGGCAUAAUGAAAUUACUAUAGAGAGUCAGAAUAUACAUGUUCUUUUGCCUUUUUUAUUGAUUUUUGUAGAUGACUUAUUCAGACACAGUAAGGAACAAGUAUUAUUGAGCCAAAAGACUGCUGUCCUUCCGUGCACUCGUAAAAUUGCGGUCUAAAUUGAAUGAGCGUUAAGAGCUGAGUCUCUGCGAGUUUCAGUUCCGGCAGAAAAUCUGUAUGAAAUGUGGUUUUAUACUUUGUUUAAAGAGUAAGUUUAUUGGAAGAAUGGGAUAAAUUACUGAAAAUUUGCAGCAGUGAAAUGUAAUUGAUUGCGCUCCUGGUUUGUAAUAUUUUGGAGCCUGGUAUUUACAGCUUGCGGUAUGGAUGGAUGUAAUGGACUCUUGUUUUCACUCAUUAUCAUUGUAGUUCACAUCAAUUUCCGCACUAAAUUAUCUGAAGGAUUUAGAGUACAGUGCAAGAUCUACAUAAUUUGUCGUAACUUCUUCAUGCUUUACCCAACAUUGAAUGUUCUGGUUGGCACUCUUUGUUCAUAUUUGAGAUGCCCCACACUUUAUUCUCAAACCAAGUCUGUAUUCAGGAAGUCUGUGGUUCAAAUUUUGGUCUAGGGACCAGUUAUCCUGAAUAAGGCUCUUUCCGAUUUUCCUCAGUUCCUUAAAUUAUGCCAUGACAGCGUCUUUUCACACUCAGUACUCAUUAAUUAUUAUAUCAAGAUGACUUUUCUGGGAUGUAGUCUGGUAGAAGUUAACUGACAUUUCAUAGGUGCUUACUGCCUCCAUCGUCAUGAUGAUUUUUUAAUCUUCAUGCUCAUUGUCGUUAGAACUUUAAUCAUUCAUUGCUAUAUAGCUUGAGUUACUAACCGCAUUGGUAAUUAAACCACAAAACUACUGUAUUUGCCUGAAUACAUUUAACAUUUAUUCUGCUUCCUCUCCGAAACCUUCCUCAGUUUUUUUUUAGGUUUUGCACUGGAAGUUACUGUUGAAAAUGAAUGCAAAUGAUAUUGUUCGGAAAUACUCCUAAAGAAAAUGGUAAGAGUGGGGAAGAUAUUUUGAAGAAAGUAUUUAAUACUUGAUAGUUGUUUACUAUAUUUAGAAACAGUUUGAUAAAUUUUCUGCAUCUGAUGCGUGAAAGACAUCACUGCAGUUUAAUCUUUCAAAAUGUGAGUCUGCUUUGUAUUCAGGAAUGUACUAAAUGUACGUACAUUAGCCUGGUGUGACCACUCUUUUUGGAUGCUGGUAUCUGGUAGAGUUCAAUGCACCAGACAUUUAUUAAUAUAAAUGCCCUGUGUAAGCCUUUUUACUCAUUCCAGACAUUGUAAUUUUUUGGGGGGGGGACUUUGAAUCUUCAACACAAAAUGUAGUGUUCUAAUGUCUUGUGCAAUGUUGGUAAGGUCAUGAUGUCAUUUGGGUGAAAAUGCAGUGUUAAUAAUGUCUGGAGAGACAGAGGUUACAAUUCAGUUCAUUCCCUUUCUGCCUCAGUUUGAAGACAUAUUGAUGAUCUUCCAGGUUACCGUGUGCCAAAAUACUUUAUGGUACGGCAACCUGUAAGGUGUUCAAUAUUCGUACCACUGUGGAAACUUAGAUCGUACAGUGCCUAACAUUUUAUGAACUUGUGUAAACAACAUGGUACAUGUAUAAAGUGAAGCUUUCUCAGCGACUGAAGUUGAUGAAAGACUCUCGGGUUACAAGCCAUGUCAGGUGGCUGAAUGGUGAAUAAACCACCUGAUGUGGCUUGUAACCCGAGAGAGAGUCUUUCAUCAGCGUGGAACGUUUUCCCUGUGCUGCACUUUUUACGUGUCUCCAAGAUUUCUGGACUUCCUCUGUUUGUAUGAUGUAUGUUAAAACACAAAAAAGAUGUUCUUAACAUUUUUUUUGUGUUUGAUGCUUGUUGCAGACUGAUCAUUGAAUGUGUUACUUUUAAUAAGUAGUGCCCUUACUUUGUUAUCCCACGUUCGAAAUUUGGGUGUUUAUCAUGCGCUUGGCGGUGAUAAACAUAAAUCAGUGUGAUUUUUUUCUCAUUCUAUUGAGUGUCAGCUGUCAUGUGGUAGCAUGAGCGUCCAUGUGCGCUGUGAUUGAUUUAGAGCAUUGUGUUCCUAACUUUUAUCACAGAGGAUCGAGUGUUUGUAUCACAUUUCAGACGCAUUGUGUACAAAUGAGUGGAACUACGAAAUUGCACGCAUUUGUGUUGAUUUUGAAGUUGCUGCACUUUCAUGUUGAAAUAUUAUUUUGUUUACUUAUUUUUUUGUUAUUUUACUGAGACUAAAAUGAGCCAAGUUUUUGUAUGUGACUAGGACAUUUCUCUGUAGGGGAUAAAUUGGACUCAUGUUCAGAAUUUGAAUAAUGCACGUGAUUAGCUUUAGGUCUUUUAUACGAUAAUACAUUCUUAGAACUGAUCCAGGAAAUUAUUUAACUGUUUCAGUGCUAUAAUCUGACAACAGUUGUCUUCACUGCAUCAUGGUGGAAACAUUGACUUCUUGUCAAGGACAGAUUACAUUGAAAUAGAAAAGAGGAGAAAGACAGAAAUACAAUGUGAUUUUGGGGGAGGGGUUACGCUGGCUAAUGCGUACGACAUUAUGCCUAGGUUAUGCGUUCAAGUAAAUUGUAUGAAUUCCCUGAGUAUUUUACUCAGGCUAGCCAUAGUGAACAGUCCAUGUGACCUGAGAUGUGCUUGUCCUUGGAUUGACACGAGACUCUUUCUACUGUGUCGGCAUUUUGUAGAUCUUUUCUUAUGUGGACAGUGGCGGGUAGCUGUGCUUCGGUCGUGCGCACGUUUUCCAAGUGUCUUCAUUGCUGUUUUGCGUAUGUGAUUGGCUUUGAUGUUUGUUUAUUGUAGGUACAGAUAGAUUAUUUCAAAGCAUUACGCCAUUCACAGUCAGAAGUCACUUUUCCUUAUUGACCGCUCUGAAAAAUGUUUCAUACUAGAGUUUUGUGUAUUGGUAUGAAACGUAUAUUUUAUGUCAUGUAUAAACAUUUUAUACGCUCUGUUCUUUUUUGAAAAGUAUUAUUUUGAAAUUAGACCUGAGCUUUAUGUGAAGUAUGUUCACAUGUUUGGGAAAAUGUGAUUCAGAAUUACGUGACAUGUCUGUUAUUAGCGCGAACCCCCCCAAUACCAAAAUUUGUCGAAUCUGUUCGGUAAUUUUAGACACAAAACUUUCUGACGUGUAAGCGAUUCAUGCCAUUUGCUAUGUUACAGUAGAGAGUAGGCAUUUAACGGAGUGAAGGGGGUUAUUAGAUGUUUAUAAUGAAUGAUGGUAACUGGUGAAAGAAGAAUAUUUGUAAGUUUUUGGAUGUGCUAAGUGGUUUGUAUUUGGUAAGAGAAGAAACGGCUACUGUUAGGAACAUUUAAAAUGUCUCUGAUCUGCAUUUCACAGAAGCCAAGACUGUUUGUUGUCUGUUGUGACGUAACGUACGUUUUGAGGAGGGAUGUGAGUCACAGUGAUAGGACGUGUCCGACUCGUCAUCCCUUACAUUGGAGAGCUUCAUCCGUGUUACAGCGUACUCAUGUGUGUAUAUAGUUUCAUGCUGACAUUUUAAUACUGGUUCUCUCGUUUCAUACAUUGACGGUAGUGUAAUAUAAAGCAACAUUAUUUCUGUAAAUAAUUAGGAAUAGACUAAAUUAAAUGUGAAGAAUGUGCAUGGUUGAAAAAGAAUUGGUUCAUGAAUAAUGACUGAUUUGACAAAUAACACUUUGUAUUUAUUAAAUUUUUUAUGGUAA
Molecule: messenger RNA, 9263 nt
Organism: Zootermopsis nevadensis
Lineage: Eukaryota; Metazoa; Arthropoda; Insecta; Blattodea; Termopsidae
Product: zf-C3Hc3H domain-containing lethal (3) L1231
Cellular component (GO): nucleus
Source: RefSeq, a predicted model, not a curated record